Messenger RNA from Daucus carota subsp. sativus, 1446 nucleotides. RefSeq lists its product as uncharacterized. The record is from RefSeq and is a predicted model, not a curated record. Bases 101 to 1159 code for a protein of 352 amino acids. The transcript is spliced from 4 exons. NCBI's taxonomy places the organism in Eukaryota, Viridiplantae, Streptophyta, Magnoliopsida, Apiales, Apiaceae.
UCAUCAACCAAGUCUCGAAAAACAAAAAAGAACAUAGGUCCAAACUAGAUAAUCUCGGGUCUCCGUGUUCGGAUAAAUAAACCAAAUUUGGAUAAGGAAGAUGUUGAGGCGGUCAUUUGGUAGCGGCGACGGCGCCGGAAACAAAGGCGGUGCGAUGAUGAGGUCCAUCCACAGAACCGUGCGAGCCGGUGGUUGUGGUGGUGGUGCAACCCAAGACUCUCUUUCUCGCCCUACUUCACCAACCGGUAACACCACUCCUCCUAGACCCUCGUCCAAUAUUUUCAAACCCAAGGGCUUAAACACACUCUCUGUGUCCAACUCUAAUGCUACUGCUUCAUCUCCUUUUUGCAAUCCAUUUCAUGCUCCAAUGUCCACGUGGGCUUAUGCUUCUGAUUCUUCUGAGGCUGAUGAGUGGGAGUAUGUUGAUAGCUGUGAUGUAGUUGAGGAGAAGGAUGUGGGUUUGUGUUGUGAUGAGAAUCUUGUGUUUGGGUCUGUUCCUUCUGUUGAAGAAGUGCAACAUGCAGUCUCUUCUCUCCAGCAGGUCCUUGACCCAGUGUUGUUCCAACAGGUUCUAACGGGUGAUGCUGUUAAUGACUUGGAUAAAAAGUUAGUGGACCAAGUAACUAGUCCGACCAGUUUUCUGCGCAGAGUUCCUUCAUAUGGGUCGGAGGUAGAUUGGAUGGAACCCUCACUGCCACUCUGUAAUGCAAGUCUUUUAAAGAAUUUUGGUUCAGAUGGAUUGUAUGAUGCUUUUCAUUUACUUCGGACAGAACCACAUGUUCAGAAAAUGGUAAUUUCACUGUCUUCUGACAAAGCUGUAUGGGAUGCUGUUUUGAACAAUGAGGUUGUGCGGGAAAUCAAACAAUCAAUUGCUCAAGCUGAAAGCAAUGCCUCUCUGAGCUCCAUAUCCAGUGAUGAUUCUCAUGACUCGGGGACAUCAGUAGACAUAUUGAGUUGGAUAUUUGUCAACAUGAAGGCAAAAUUUGUGGACUUGGUCGACAAAAUAACAAAUAUGAUGAAUGGCUUGGUUCUGCCAUCUAAAAGUGCGAAUGAAACGGAACAAGUUGUGGACUCAUUCGAGGAGAAACUAAAGGCUUCUUUCAUGCUUUCCAUUGUGGUCUUCUUGAUUGUGGUUGUGAGUCGAGCCAGUAGGGCUUGAUUAUAAUUUGCCGACUUGCCUAGCCUAACGUGUCUUCUUGGAUUGUAUAUGGAGGUCUCAACUCCACUCAGUCCAGGGUAUGAUACAGUUCAUGUAUUAGCCUAGUAAUAUUAAGUACCAGUAUAUAACAGCAUGCUCUUUCUUUAAUCAGUGAUAACGGAUAUUCCAGGCCGAGGGGAAACACAGAUAAUAUAUGCAAAUCGGCAUUUCAUAAUGUAAUGUGAAGGGAAUGAGACUGUAUCAGCUCAUGCUCCUCUUCAUUUCUGAUCCACCUUUUGGUUGCAUUU